AUGGAUGGCGUUUUGGGUUCGGAGACGAAAAACCACAUUGUUAUGGACGGUACGGUGAACAAUGUUCACGGAGAAAGGGACGGCCUGUUGGUUGGCUCCGGUGCUAAGCUUGAAAAAAUAAUUAUCGAUACUGAUCCUGGGAUCGAUGAUAGCAUGGCAAUCUUAAUGGCAUUUCAAUCUCUGGAGUUGGAGGUCUUAGGGAUUACAACAAUAUUCGGUAAUGUCUCGACAGAAGAUGCUACUCGAAAUGCUUUACUUUUGUGUGAGAUCGCAGGGUGUCCAGAUGUUCCUGUCGCCGAGGGUAGCCCUGAGCCUCUCAAGGGUGGAAUCCCACGUGUAGCUGACUUUAUUCAUGGCUCUGAUGGAUUGGGGAACACAUUUCUUUCUCCUCCAAAAGCAAAGCAAGUUGACAAGAGUGCUUCUGAAUUUUUAGUUGAUAAGGUGUCUGAGUACCCCGGUGAAGUAUCUAUACUAGCACUAGGACCACUAACUAACUUAGCUUUGGCAAUUAAAAGAGACUCUUCCUUUGCUAGAAACGUUAAAAGAAUUGUUGUACUUGGAGGUGCAUUCUUUGCAUUGGGAAAUGUAAAUCCUGCUGCUGAGGCAAAUAUUUAUGGGGACCCAGAAGCAGCAGACGUGGUGUUUACCUCCGGGGCCAACAUCGUUGUGGUUGGAAUAAAUAUUACAACCCAAGUUAAAUUUACAGAUGGGGACCUUCUUGAAUUGAGGAAAUCCAAAGGGAAGUAUUCUCAAAUAUUAAGCGACAUGUGCAAAUUCUAUAGAGAUUGGCAUGUGAAGUCCGAUGGCAUCUAUGGCAUUUUUCUGCACGACCCUGUGAGUUUUGUAGCUCUAGUUCGGCCCGAUCUCUUCACAUACAAGAAGGGGGUUGUGAGGGUUGAGACACAGGGCAUCUGUGUGGGGCAUACGCUAAUGGACCAAGGACUUAAAAGAUGGAACACAAGCAACCCAUGGUCAGGGUAUUCUCCAGUUGAAAUUGCUUGGACUGUCAAUGUGGAUGAAGUCCUCAAUUACAUUAGACAAUUGUUGAUGAAACCGUGA
Dovyalis caffra is the source of this 1059-nucleotide messenger RNA. Lineage: Eukaryota; Viridiplantae; Streptophyta; Magnoliopsida; Malpighiales; Salicaceae. The record is from the annotation of a GenBank genome assembly.